This is a messenger RNA of Exaiptasia diaphana, 1412 nucleotides long. Its product is annotated as receptor expression-enhancing protein 5. Lineage: Eukaryota; Metazoa; Cnidaria; Anthozoa; Actiniaria; Aiptasiidae. Bases 42 to 662 code for a protein of 206 amino acids. The transcript is spliced from 5 exons. The record is from RefSeq and is a predicted model, not a curated record.
UCGUCAAUUUGGAACUGGGCUGAAUUUUCGUAGAAAUUCAAAUGGAAAGUCAAAUGGAAGACACAAAUAAAGAUUCAAACGAGAAACGUGAAGACAGCAAUGUGGAAACAGAUGCCGGAAAACCUUCGGAUACGCCGCCAGACUCACAAMAAGAACAAUUUGACAUGGAAACUGUAAAAGCGUUGGUUAAGAAAAAUCCUAUUGCUAUUGGAAUCGUCGGAGUUUUCAGCCUUUACCUGAUAUUUGGCUAUGGAGCACAYAUGAUUGUGACAGCUCUUGGAUUCGCUUACCCAGCAUAUCAGUCAGUCAAAGCGGUAGAAAGCGUUCAGAAAGACGACGAUACACAGUGGCUUAUCUACUGGGUUGUGUUUGGCUGUUUUAACAUUGUGGAGUUCUUCUCCGAUAUUCUUCUUUCAUGGUUCCCACUUUAUUUUCUUACAAAGUUGAUAUUCCUUGGAUGGUGUAUGGCACCAGUAUCAUGGAAUGGCUCUGAUACUAUUUACAACAAAGUGAUCAAGCCAUUUGUCCUCAAGCACCAAAAGAAAAUAGAUUCUGCAAUUGAUAAAGUUGGUGAGCAGGUGGACAAAUAUGCUAAAGAAGCCAAAGAUGCUGCCACAGAAGCUGCUAUCAGAGCUGCUACUGAGAACAAGAAAGAUGAAUAAAGAUGUUAAGGCAACACUAGAUCUCUACAGAUUUUUGUACUGAACCUUCGCAGAAAGUAAACUAGUUUGACUCGGUAAACCUUUUGAAUGAUGGCUAUACAUACAGUCAGCGUCUCUUAUAGCCUUUUUACAUGCAAAAUACAGCAAAAAUGUACUGGAAUAUAUACAGUCAGCAUCUCUUAUAGCCUUUUUACAUGCAAAAUACAGCAAAAAUGUACUGGAAUUCUAAUAUUUUGCCUUCCAACAACACAUUCAUCUCUCAUGUUGUCAUUCCCAACCAACUUGUUUAUCUCAUGUCCUGAAGAGUACUACAAACACACUAGCGUUGAAAUCGCUCUGUUACACAUCCAUUACUUUUGUAUGCAAUGAGAAUCAGGUUUUUCCAUCAUAAAGUUUGUAACGUUUUGCCUUUUGCAUUAAUAUUUUGACGUGACAAACUCUUAGAAAACCUUUUAAAUCUAAAAAGAAUGGAAAAAACAAGUUGUAACAUAUUUGAUACAUUCAAAAUUUAAUGUUAACAAGUUUUUUCACUUUGUAAAAAACAGCACUGACAUUUUGAAAUAUUGUAACCAAUAUACUAUCGGUAGUGACAGGAGGGAAAGCACAUAGAUGUGAAUUUUGGAUAGAUGUAUUUGUAACUUUUGUAGAGGAUUUAAUGAUACCUUUUACAGGUUUUAAGAAUCAAUAGUAAAUUGUUAAAGUAAGUUUUCUCAGAAGCACCAAUAAAUAUUUGUUAAUUGAUAAAAUAUA